Molecule: messenger RNA, 1424 nt
Organism: Manihot esculenta (cassava)
Lineage: Eukaryota; Viridiplantae; Streptophyta; Magnoliopsida; Malpighiales; Euphorbiaceae
Product: probable pectinesterase 68
Exons: 5
Coding region: 154-1248 (364 amino acids)
Biological process (GO): cell wall modification
Molecular function (GO): pectinesterase activity
Source: RefSeq, a predicted model, not a curated record
UAAAUGCAUUCCACUUUCUCAUUCUCUUUCCUUACCUGCAUCUUUCUCUCUAAGUUUUUACAUUCCUUUGAAGUUCUUCAAGAAAAUUCGCUUCAAGACAUUCUGCUUUCACUACACUAUUUCGUUCUCUGAGUUUUUUUUUUUGCUAUUUUAAUGGCGUCUUUAAAUUCUUUCAUGUUCUUGCAUUUCUACUUUGUAUUGACUUUGUUUUUAUUGCAUGCACCAUUCUUAGUUACAAGCUCUAUUUACAGGUACAGGUUCAACUCGGUCAAUGCUACAGUCUCUAACAACUCCACUAAGCAACACCACAAAUGGGUAGGACCCGUCGGCCACCGUGUGAUCACCGUUGACGUUAAUGGGUCUGGCGAGUUCCGAUCUGUACAAACUGCUGUUGAUUCUGUUAAGGAGAACAAUACACAAAACGUGCUGAUUCUAAUUAGUGCUGGAUAUUACAUAGAGAAGGUGGUGGUGCCGGUGACGAAACCAUACAUAACGUUUCAAGGUGCGGGGAGAGACGUGACGUUCAUCGAAUGGCAUGAUAGAGCAAGCGAUCGUGGUCCCAAUGGCCAACAGCUCCGCACUUAUAGAACAGCUUCUGUCACUGUUUUUGCCAGUUAUUUCUCUGCUAGAAACAUCAGCUUUAAGAACACUGCACCAGCACCAAUGCCAGGAAUGCAAGGGUGGCAAGCGGCGGCAUUUCGCAUAUCAGGCGACAAGGCAUACUUCUCAGGCUGUGGAUUCUACGGUGCACAAGACACUCUAUGCGACGAUGCAGGGAGGCAUUACUUCAAGGAAUGCUACAUUGAGGGCUCUAUAGACUUCAUUUUCGGAAAUGGCCGCUCCAUGUACAAAGACUGCGAGCUGCAUUCGAUCGCCACCAGAUUUGGAUCCAUUGCGGCCCAAAAUAGGAACUCACCAGACGAGAAAACAGGUUUCGCUUUUGUUCGCUGCAGGGUAACUGGCACAGGUCCAUUAUAUGUGGGCAGGGCUAUGGGCCAGUACUCGAGGAUAGUCUACUCCUAUACUUACUUUGAUGACUUGGUUGCACACGGUGGCUGGGACGAUUGGGACCACGUCAGCAACAAAAACAAGACCGCGUUCUUUGGCGUGUACAAAUGCUGGGGGCCUGGAGCCGCAAAAGUUAGGGGUGUUUCAUGGGCUAGGGAGCUGGACUAUGCAUCGGCACAUAAAUUCCUGGCCAAGAGUUUUGUCAAUGGGAGACACUGGAUCGCACCAUCGGACGCUUAGCUCAUGGUCACACGCACGCAUCCACUGAAAAUUUCAUUCAUUGAUUCAAUUGUUAUAUAGCUUCUUGAUUCAGAUAUUUAUUUGGAUACCUGUAAAAAUUACUCAUCCUCACCAUACUUGAUUCGUUUUCUUUUCUUGUAAAAUUUACACAAUGCAUCUUAUAUUUUUUAUUUCUA